Diospyros lotus (date-plum) is the source of this 1428-nucleotide messenger RNA. RefSeq names its product probable WRKY transcription factor 41. Lineage: Eukaryota; Viridiplantae; Streptophyta; Magnoliopsida; Ericales; Ebenaceae. The transcript has 3 exons. Gene Ontology annotation, biological process: regulation of DNA-templated transcription. Gene Ontology annotation, cellular component: nucleus. The coding region runs from base 236 to 1270 and encodes 344 amino acids. The record is from RefSeq and is a predicted model, not a curated record. Gene Ontology annotation, molecular function: DNA-binding transcription factor activity; transcription cis-regulatory region binding.
UUCACUCCCAUCUUCCCCAGCAUCACCACAAUUACACCCAAAUACAACACAUGAAACCCAGCUUUUUUCUAUCUGAAUCCUCACCCUUUCAACCCAAUUCUGAUUUUAUCUUCUGGGUCGUCUUCUUCUGCCCUGCAAAUUACAGGGAUCAUCCAUAUGAGUACAGCAGCUUAGCAAGAACCAGAGAUUUUGUGCUGGAAGUGGGCUUAGUUUUGGAUUUGAAUUGGUGGAAACAAUGGAGGGUUGUUCGAGUUGGGAACAGAGGACACUGAUCAACGAGCUGACUCAGGGCAUGGAACUGGCAAAGCAACUAAGAUUCCAUGUGGAUUCACCAUCCUCCACUGAGAGCCAGAAGUUUUUGCUCCAGAGGAUAAUGGGUUCUUAUGAGAAGGCUCUGAUGAUCCUCAACUGGAAUGGAUCAGUUGGACAGCAGCCGCAAAGGCAGCCGUCCGAUCCCGCGGCGGGCCUUGCGGAAUCUUCCCUUUCCGGGGAGGGAAGCCCUCCAAGCCACCACCAGGACCAGAGCGGUGUCUCAAAGAAGAGAAAGGUGACGCCCAUACGGAUCCAGCAGGUGAGGGUUUCCUCAGAGAAUGGAACCGAAGGGGCCAUUGAUGAUGGCUACAGCUGGAGAAAGUACGGACAGAAAGACAUUCUUGGUGCCAAACAUCCCAGGAGCUAUUACAGAUGCACAUACAAGAACACUCAAAACUGCUGGGCUACAAAGCAAGUGCAGCGAUCCGAUGAUGAUUGCACCAUAUUUGAGAUCACAUACAAAGGGGAGCAUACCUGCAAGCAGAUCCCCAGCACAGGCACAGGCACAGCCCUGGCACCGGCAUCCAUAGAAAAGCAAGAAGAACUGGAAGGAAGUGAUUACCCCAAUAUCCACCUGCCACAGCCAUACGGUGACAUGCUCUUGAACUACAGAGCAAGCUUGACAGUCAAUACAGAAGAGAUUGACAGUAAAGCGAUGACUUCUCCAUUCACCUUUCCUUCGACAUCAUUCGGAUGGAUGGAAAGAGAAACCCAGAUUUUCCCUUCGCUUGUGUCGCCGGCGGGGUCUGAAACGAAUUACUUUUCGGCGCCACCAUCCCAGAAGAACAGCAGCUUCGGAGUGCGUCACAAUUUUCAGCAUUCGGAGUCUGAUCUCACUGAGAUGAUCUCAACGAAUAAUACACCUACCAAUUCUCCGCUUGUGGACCUGGAUUUCCCGAUCGACCCAGCUGAUCUAGACACCAAUUUCCCAUUUGACACGCCUGGUUUCUUCACUUAACUCUGCUUAGAACAUUGAGAGAAAGCAACAAGGCAAUAAAGUAGGUGUUAGCAAGACACAGAUUGAGCGCACUCAUGGUCCACAUAUAAGCUAGCGAGAGGGGAUUUAGGAUAAUCUGCCAAUAUAGAAUUUCUCAAUUAAAUUUCACUAGUUUAAUA